This is a messenger RNA of Hevea brasiliensis (rubber tree), 1765 nucleotides long. Its product is annotated as cytoplasmic tRNA 2-thiolation protein 2. Lineage: Eukaryota; Viridiplantae; Streptophyta; Magnoliopsida; Malpighiales; Euphorbiaceae. Gene Ontology annotation, molecular function: sulfurtransferase activity; tRNA binding. The record is from RefSeq and is a predicted model, not a curated record. Gene Ontology annotation, cellular component: cytosol. The coding region runs from base 128 to 1525 and encodes 465 amino acids. Gene Ontology annotation, biological process: tRNA wobble position uridine thiolation. The transcript is spliced from 7 exons.
UGCCCAAACCUUUGCUAAUACCCUGUGCUUGUCUGCUGCGCUGAGCCGAACGAUGCAAUACCUAAAUCCGAGAAUGAAACGGCCAAUUGUGUGAUUUCACAGAACCAGCUCCCAAUACUUAUCAGCCAUGGCUUGCAAUUCUUCAAGCUGCCAGUCUAAUUGCUACAAGAACGACGAGGAGUAUGCAGAAGACUCGCCGUCUUUAACUGAUCGGAAGUUAAGUACUAGUACUAAUGGACAGCAGAAUCUGUGUGUCAAGUGCAAGGCCAACCAGCCCAUUUCUAGUGCCUCUGCUGGUGCUGGUGCUGGUGCUGAUGAUGCGCACUUCUGUUACGGUUGUUUUCGGCGCAAUCUUUAUGGGAAGUUUAGACUUUCUGUUACUUCUUAUUCUAUGAUUACCCCUUCUGAUAAUGUCCUUGUCGCUUUCUCUGGCGGCCCUGCCUCCAGCGUGGCCCUACAGUUUGUACAUGAAAUGCAGCAUAGAGCGCAGAAAAAUUUUGAUGCGAGUAAGGACAGAUCAUUACCGGUGUUUGGUGUUGGAGUAGCAUUUAUUGAUGAAAGUGCUGUCUACCCAGAUGCUUCUGAGAAAGUGGAUGAUGCAAUUAGAGAGAUGAAAUUGGUUGUCUCAAAGCUAACCCCACCUAUGAAGCAAUUGCAUGUGUUUCCAAUUGAAAAUAUAUAUACUUCAGAUUCAAUUGAAGGGAAGGACAGAUUGACAAAAUUACUAGAUGCUGUGAAUGAUGCGACAGGGAAAGAAGACCUUCUGCUACACCUGCGGAUGUUGGCCUUGCAAAAGGUUGCUUCUGAAAAUGGAUACAACAGGCUUAUUUUAGGAUCUUGCACAUCAAGGAUUGCUUGCCAUGUCCUUGCAGCAACAGUGAAGGGCCAAGGAUAUUCUUUGUCAGCUGAUAUUCAGUAUGUUGAUGCCAGAUGGGAUAUACCAGUAGUUCUUCCGCUUCGUGACUGUACAGCACAGGAGUUGAACUUGCUAUGCCGCAUUGAUGGUCUAAAGACCUUGCAGUUACCUAAUAGCCCUCCCGCUGGAAUCAAUGGUUUGGUGUCUUCAUUUGUAACUCUUUUGCAGGAAGAAAAUCCUUCUCGAGAGUGUACGAUUGUACGAACAGCUGGAAAGCUUACUCCAUUCCAUUUUAAUAGAAUUCCUGAAAUCAGUGAUUGUACUGUUCCUUUGGCUACUCGAAGGCGUCAGAAGAGAUACAAUCUCAAGCCCAUGGAAUCUAUGUCCUCGGAGUCAUUCUGUCCUCUUUGCAAUAGUCCUCUCAGUAAUUCUGAUUUAUCGAGUUCGAACAAACCCGAAAGUUGCCAAAGUUCAAGAUUUGGUGGUGCCUGUUGUUCAAGUUGCCGUUUUCAGAUACUCCCCAAGGAUUCCUCAUCAAUGGAACAUUUCUAUUUGUCUUUACCCCAACAAAUGGUUGCCCGGGUGAAGCAUGGCAGCUGUGACAAUUCCAGUAUGCUAAGGCAGCAAAUUCAAGAUUGCCUACUUUCAGACAGUGAAGAUGAAACUUGAAUGAUUUUCAUUUUUACUUUGACAUCACACAUUAUUUGAUAUUGGGUACGGUGGGUCUGAAGACGACAGCUCUGGCUACCUGAAAUUGUUGAUUUCAGUUGCUUACUUCACCAUAGAGCACUUGCGAUUCAGAAUUUUCUACUAUUUAUUUCAAGAAUUGAUGUAAAAGGCUUUACAUAUUUUCUAUUUAAGAUUGAUUUAAUUAAUAGAUAUAACGGGGUUUUGCACCCUUUUCUUUUC